AUGCAUUGUGAUCCACCAUUGAAUCCGUACCAGCACAUGGUGCAUGAUGCGUGGGGACAAUCAGGUGCUCACGAGCAUUGGCAGUAUGUUCUGCCUACAUACAUGCCAGAGCCCCCAUUCAAUGAGUCGCAGCAGUUCUAUAAUUUGUUAGAAGCGUCUAAGUCUGAUUUGUGGGAUGGGUGUGAUUAUUCUGAGCUGUCAACAAAUGCUCGAAUAAUGACUAUGAAAUCUGAACAUCGAAUGUCUCAGCGAGCUGUUGACGAAUUGUGUCAGUUUAUGGAGGAGCGUUUGCCAAAGCCAAAUCGUAUGCCUAACAGUUUCUACAAGUGCAAGAAACAAAUGCAGACUUUAGAUAUGCCCCAUCUGAAGAUACAUUGUUGCAAGAAAGGAUGCAUGAUCUAUUGGAGAGAAGACGAGAAUAGGACCGAAUGCAAAGUUUGUGGUCAGGCUAGAUUCAAGGAUAAUGGUAGGAGUCCAUUCAAGAAGAUGUAUUAUUUUCCUCUGGGCCCAAGAUUAAGACGAUUAUAUGCGUCUGAAGUUACAGCUCAAUCCAUGCGAUGGCACGCAGAGCACGCCCAGACUCCAGGAGAGAUGCGCCAUCCAGCUGAUUCUAUAGCCUGGAAAACUUUCGACAAGUCACAUCCCUUAUUUGCUUCUGAAUCAAGAAAUGUCAGGUUGGCACUUAGCACAGAUGGAUUUCAGCCAUUCGGCCAAAGUGGUUCACAAUACUCAUUAUGGCCGGUAAUUUUAACUCCAUACAAUUUGCCGCCGUGGAUGUGCAUGAAAGAUCCAUACAUGUUUCUCACUGUGAUCGUGCCAGGUCCGAAGAGUCCAAAACAGAAAAUUGAUGUAUUUCUACAACCCUUGAUUGCAGAGCUCAACGAUUUAUGGGCUGAAGGAAUUCCAGCAUACGAUAUAUCUAGAAAACAAAACUUCCAGUUGCGUGCAGCACUGAUGUGGACUAUCAGCGACUUCCCCGCAUAUUCAAUGUUAUCAGGAUGGAGUACAUCUGGGCACCGUGCAUGUCCGUAUUGUAUGGAGGACUCACAAGCUUUUUCCUUGAAGCAUGGACGGAAAACUACUUGGUUUGAUUGUCACAGGAGGUUUCUCAAUAGAAAUCACCGGUUCCGCAGAGAUAAAAAGAAUUUCAUAAAGAACAGAACCGAACAUUCCGGUCCUCCUUCGAUCUUAAACGGAGAACAGAUACUUGAUAACUUGGAACAAUUUGAGUACAAGAGAGUGUUUGAUGAAGGUGCAGAAACAGCAAACUCCGAGUUGAGCAAGAUUUUUGGAUGGAAUAAACGAAGCAUAUUUUGGGAUCUUCCGUAUUGGAAGACAAAUGUGAUUCGUCACAAUCUGGAUGUCAUGCACAUAGAAAAAAAUGUUUUUGACAAUAUCUUUAAUACCAUCAUGAAUGUGGAAGGCAAGACAAAAGAUAAUGCUAAUGCAAGAAGAGAUUUGGAAGAACUUGGUAUACGGCCUGAACUUUGGCCAUGUGAUGGGAAAUAUCACAAGGCUAAUUUCACACUUGAUAAAGAAAGUAUGAAAUUAUUGCUCAAGUGGCUCAACAUUUUGAAAUUCCCAGAUGGUUAUGUUUCUAACUUGUCAAGAUGCAUUGAUAUGAAGAAACAUAAGUUGUACGGUAUGAAAAGCCACGACUGUCAUGUGUUUAUGCAACGAUUGCUACCAAUUGGACUUCGUGAGUUACUUCCACACGAUGUAUGGGAGCCUCUGACAGAGUUGAGCAAUUUCUUUAGAGAUCUUACUGCUACAGUGUAUUGCCUCCUUACAAUAUUCUAUAGAAUGAUACUCUGA
Messenger RNA from Salvia hispanica, 1815 nucleotides. NCBI's taxonomy places the organism in Eukaryota, Viridiplantae, Streptophyta, Magnoliopsida, Lamiales, Lamiaceae. The record is from RefSeq and is a predicted model, not a curated record.